This is a messenger RNA of Diospyros lotus (date-plum), 1225 nucleotides long. RefSeq lists its product as uncharacterized. Bases 113 to 1024 code for a protein of 303 amino acids. The transcript is spliced from 5 exons. The record is from RefSeq and is a predicted model, not a curated record. NCBI's taxonomy places the organism in Eukaryota, Viridiplantae, Streptophyta, Magnoliopsida, Ericales, Ebenaceae.
AAAUUCAAACUCCCCCUUGUCUCGCUCUCGCUCUCUGUAUUCUGCACUUGCAUUUAGCUCAGCUCAGGUGAUAAUUCCUUUCAAAGCGAGAAAGAAGAGCGAAGCAAAAGAAAUGGAUAGGGCGACGCCUGUACGGAAUCCCCACACAUCCACCGCCGAUCUGCUGACGUGGACGGAGGUUGCUCCCGCGACCGCCACUUCCUCUGCCAGUGCCUCUCGCUCCCGUCAGCCGUCGGAUGGAAUCGGUAAGGUGCUGUUUGGAGGUCGGGUCACUGAUCAAGAAUCUGAGAGCCUAAACAAGCGGAAGCCCUGUUCAGGAUAUAAAUUGAAGGAAAUGACUGGAAGCAAAAUAUUUGCUGGUGAAGAUGGAGAACAAAACUCUGUCAUUGCUAAUUCUGACCAUGUCAACAAAACAGGAGUACGUACUUAUCAGCAAGCAAUAAAUGGAAUAAGCCAGAUUUCAUUCAGCGCUGAGGGCAAGGUUUCUCCCAAGAAACCUACCACUUUACCUGAGGUAGCUAAGCAGCGUGAAUUAAGUGGGACACUCAAAAGUGAGUCAAAUGCAAAGGUUAGGAAACAUUUGUCUGAUGCAAAGUGCAAGGAACUAAGUGGGAAUAAUAUUUUUGGUCCCCCUUCUGAAACUCCUCCUCGAUCAUUGGCUGCUGCACGAUCCUCGGGAAGAAAAGAAAGGAAAGACAUGGUUGAACCUGCACCUAGGAAUUUACGGACAUCUGUCAGAGUUUCUAAUCCUGCUGGAGGUCAGAGUAACAUCCUAUUCGGUAAUGAACCACCAGUAGUUAGGACUACAAAGAAAAUACACAACCAGAAGCUUUCAGAGCUGACUGGCAAUGACAUCUUCAAAGGAGAUGUUCCGCCAGGGUCGGCUGAAAAGCCAUUGAGCAUGGCUAAGCUGAGAGAAAUUAGCGGUAACAACAUAUUUGCUGAUGGAAAGGCCGUAUCAAGAGACUAUCAUAGGGGCAUCCGCAAGCCCCCUGGCGGCGAGAGCAGCAUCGCGUUGGUUUAAUUGUCGCAUGUAAUCUGUUAUGUAUUGGCAGUAGGAUCCCUAUCUAUCAUUGCCAGUGCGACCAUGUUUGGCUAGUGUAGCAUCAUUUGCGUGCUUGUCAAAACGGAUAGUGUCAAUUUUGGACUGGUUUUGUUGCAUAAGAACAACUUUAGGACUUGAAACAUUCUGUUUAAAAGACGAGCAUGGACGACUUUUCUUGCA